Vitis riparia (riverbank grape) is the source of this 940-nucleotide messenger RNA. RefSeq lists its product as uncharacterized. The coding region runs from base 123 to 509 and encodes 128 amino acids. The transcript is spliced from 2 exons. NCBI's taxonomy places the organism in Eukaryota, Viridiplantae, Streptophyta, Magnoliopsida, Vitales, Vitaceae. The record is from RefSeq and is a predicted model, not a curated record.
CAUUCUUGGAGAAGUGCGCGUUGCUGUCUUUCCGUUUCAAUACUGGCCAGAAGGCGCCACCUCCCAGUCCACCCCUUUCCUCUUGUCUCUUACCCAAGCAUAAGAGAUCAAAGCUUGGGGGUAUGAGCAUGACCACCCAGUAUUGGAAAAUGAUCCUGCAAGUUGCAGUCUCCAAGGCCGAGGUCAUUGGAUCAGAUGACCCUUCCACUAAACGAUGUCGUUCUGGAAAAGUUAGAGCUGUGUGGAAGUCUGGAAGAAUCCAAAGUCUGUGGUCCACGUGGGAGAAUAAUAUGGCCUCCCAUGGCAGCAUCAAAGUCGUCACAUCCCCCAAAGGUACCGCCAACGGCGACACGAAAUCACCCAAAGGCCACUGUCUCUGCUCACCGACCACUCAUCAGGGCUCGUUCCGCUGCAGGUUUCAUCGGUCUGCUACCAUGAAGCGAUCAAAAUCCAUGCCCUCCAAUACCGCCGUGACGUCCCUCUCCCCCAAAUCAGUCGACUCUACAUAAUUAACCACAUGUCUCUAGUAUUUCCUAACAUACCAAGUUCUCUGGGGUCUCUCCCUUUUUUCUCUUUGGUGUGAGGGUAUGAUCUAUCUGCACUUGUUCAGAUUCAGAUACACAUAUAAAGCCUAUUCUCUCUUCUCUCCUUUUUCUUACGUGAUCUCUCUGUGUAAGCUGCUUUUUCAAUUAUUUGCAGUCGCCAUGGAUGAUGUUCAUGAAUGAAUAUUGCGCUCCAUAUUUAAUUUCUUCUGUUGAAUCAGAUUUCAAUCUGUUUUUCUUUCUUCUUCAGAUCUUAUGAGAUUGAAUACCACUGAAUCAUGUUGUUCCACAACUCACAAACCCACUCUCGUCCGCUCAUGGCAGAUGUGGAAGCAUGAAUUUCUAUGUAUUAUUCCCUUUUUUUUCUGGACCAUAAUCAUAAAAGAAUGUUGUGAAUC